CUGUGUGUCAGUGCUCGCCUCUUUGUUCAAACCGAUUCAGCUCCUCACCCUCAGCGUCGCCACCUGCGCACGGGGAGUGAGCACCGGCACCGAGUGUCUAUCCAGAUUUAGAUUUAGAUAUCUCUAAAUUGGGCAUGUGGCAGAUGCUGCAUAUUAGUCGUGAAGUAGACUAGUGGCUUAUUUUUUGAAUGUGUGAAGCGUAGCUUGGGACGUUGAAUCAUUUUUGCUCACUUACCGGUUCUUUUUUGCUGUUUCACCCAUUCGACCAAACGCUGACAGACGACACGAUUGGAGCAUCGGGAUACGUUUAGAGCACCUUCACUGAAGCGCUACGUUCCGAUCGUACAUUCCUGCGGAUUUUUUAUUUAUUACUACUUUCAGGAUUUCAUCCAAAGGGACCAUUGCUGAUUUGUCAGGACGCAGUCAGACUCCUCUCUAAAGGUCAAGGAUGGCGGUGGCUGUGUGUGUAGCUGGUCUGCAGGCUGUCCUGUCUCUGCUGCUGCUUGGUAUGAGCGAGGCAUCCUCCAUAGUGAACAUGCGUAGAGUCACCCACCCUACCAUACGAGAGCCCCUGGCUGGCAUCGCCCACCUCCCCUGUGUCUUCACCCUCCAGCCCAGUGAGCUCAGCCCUUCCAGCCAGCCUCCCCACAUCCAGUGGACCCGAACCUGGAUACCGCAGGGUGGAGAGGGGGGUCCACUGGAGCAGAUGGUUCUCUCAGCGAAGGGUGAUAUGGUGAAGGUGAAUAAGGCUUUCGCUGGCCAGGUCAGGUUGCUUGGAUACGCUGCUAACAACCUAAAUGCUACCAUGGAGAUCUCAGGCCUCCGUAGCAACGACACAGGAACCUACCAGUGCCAGAUUUUGGUUGUAGAUGACUACGAGCGAGACAUAGUGCCCCUUGUGGUCACAGGUGUGGUAUUCCAUUACUGGUCUCCUAGCGACCGUUACGCCCUCUCAUUUGAUGACGCUAAGUGGGCCUGUCAGGAGAACUCCGCCCUCAUCGCCACGCCCAACCAGCUGUGGGCGGCGUUCCAUGACGGUUACUCCAACUGUGCUGCCGGAUGGCUCUCUGACCAGACUGUCCGCUAUCCUAUCCAGUCACCAGAGCUUGGUUGCUAUGGACACCAGGAAUACUCAUCUGGUGUGAGGAAUUAUGGGAAAAGAGACGCUAAUGAGCUGUUCGAUGUCUACUGUUUCAGCAGGGAAUUGGAGGGUGAGGUAUUUCAUUCCUGGGUCCCAGGGCGUCUGUCUUUGUCCUCUGCCUCAGAACGCUGCGUCUCCCUGGGGGGACAGUUAGCCACGGUGGGACAGCUCUACCUGGCCUGGAGGACAGGACUAGACGUCUGUGCUCCAGGCUGGCUCUCUGACGGCAGUGUCCGCUACCCUAUCACCCAGCCCAGGCAGGGCUGUGGAGGGGACCAGCCAGGGGUCCGGACCGUUGUACCCAACACCAAUGGAACCACAACCAGCAGCGGAUCAGCCAAUGCUACAGAUGCCAUACCACUCUAUGACGCCUAUUGCUACAGAGGGAACGUGAAGAAGCCAGGCCCCAUCUCUAGGAUCUACACGUCUUUGUGGAAGCCUUGGAGCCAGCUGACCGACUCCAGCCACUCAGACAACCUGGGAACAGACAGUCCUGCCCUGGCUACUGAGACCACCAGCAGCACACCGACCACCGUCACAGAGAGCCGUAACCUUUCACCAUCUGAUGACCUCACACCCUCAAACUGGACCGGAUUGGUUGAUCUGGAGGAAGAGGCCCACUCUUCCACAGAUCCCUGGUCCUCCGAGUCCUCUGAGGGGUAUGUCACCCUGCAGCUGAGCCCAGGAGAGAGCUCUCUAGCCUGGGGAGACCUGGGAGACAUGGACCCUGACUCUGGAGCUUUCCUCAGACCUCCAGCCACACCCAGCCCCAGUCCGAGUACUACCACUCAGGAAGACCUAUCACCCUCGACCCCAGCUGACAGAAAGGUGAUGGCCAAGAUAGUGAAGUCCAUGUGGAAGCCGUGGAACUACCUGGCAGAAGGUACCCCAGGAACAGGCAGUCCAGAGGGGGAGAGAAAGGGAAGUGCAGCAGGGACUCUGACAGACAGUGUGGCUGUACCCACCGGCUCUCCUGCUCCAGGUUUAUCCUCAUGGGGUGGUGGGUGGUGGGAUGGCUCAGGACUGGGGGACCUAGAUGAUACACCACCCACUGGUGAGCCGUCGUCCUCCGCUGGUGAGCCGUCGUCCUCCGCUGGUGUGCCGUCGUCCUCCCCUGGUGUGCCGUCGUCCUCCCCUGGUGUGCCGUCGUCCUCCCCUGGUGUGCCGUCGUCCUCCGCGGGUGAGCCGUCGUCCUCCCCUGGUGUGCCGUCGUCCUCCGCGGGUGAGCCGUCGUCCUCCCCUGGUGAGCCUUCGUCCUCCCCUGGUGUGCCGCCGUCCUCCCCUGGUGAGCCGUCGUCCUCCCCUGGUGAGCCUUCGUCCUCCCCUGGUGUGCCGUCGUCCUCCCCUGGUGUGCCGUCGUCCUCCCCUGGUGUGCCGUCGUCCUCCCCUGGUGAGACGUCGUCCUCCCCUGGGGUGCCGUUGUCCUCCCCUGGUGAGCCUUCGUCCUCCCCUGGUGAGCUUUCGUCCUCUCCUGGUGAGUCUUCGUCCUCCCCUGGUGUGCCGUCAUCCUCCCCUGGUGAGCUGUCGUCCUCCCCUGGUGUGCCGUCGUCCUCCCCUGGUGAGCCGUCGUCCUCCCCUGGUGAGCCGUCGUCCUCCCCUGGUGAGCCGUCGUCCUCCCCUGGUGAGCCAUCAGCCUCCCCAGCCCUGCUCACCUCUACCCCGGCCACAGAGAUCCAGUCCUCUGCCUCCACCUCCACCACUGGAGGGUGGAAGGCUAUCCCAGACACUACUCAGCCCAUAGGGGGGACAUGGGUCCAAGUGACCCCUUCAACAGGUGUGACCUCGCCCCAGCCGGGUGAUAGGAGAAUGGAAGAGGUUACCACUAGUACCACUAGAGCAGAUAGCAUAGCCACCACUGGGAGCGGGAGAGCGAUGGUGAAAGAGGAGGAAGGGAGUGCCCUGGGGGCCUCCGACGAGGCCAGAGGGGAGAUCCAGUUUACCGGUAUCCCCGUUGGAACAACCAAACCCAAACUCAGGGUCCCUCCAUCCAACAACAGAACCAUGUGGAAGAACCAGUCACAAGCCAGUGGCAGCACAACCCAACCCACAGUCAGCAGCUCCACAGCUGGGUCAGACAGCAGAGACUCUUCCCCUCCAUCCAGACCAGGUGCUGGAGCUCCAGCCCCUCCACCCUCAGCCUCAGUCAGCCAGGGCAGCUCCAGGGUGGCAUCUCCGUCCAUAUCCUGGGUCCCCACGGAGAGAUCUGAAGAGCGGGGUGGCGAGGGGCCGGAGAGAGAGCCCCUGGAGGUGCCCUCCGAACCACCAGUGGAGGAGGAGACAGCCUUGUCUCACUCGCUCGGCUCUGGGUUGCCUAGCAACAUGGACGAGGAAGGUGGCAGAGGUGCCGGAUUCAACCAAAGCAACAGAACUCUGGACUCUGCUGGUGAGGAGGAGCCCUGUGUGACCAACCCGUGUGUACAUGAAGGGCAGUGUCUACCUCAGGGCAAGGGCUACAGCUGUUACUGCCCACAGGGCUUCACAGGGGAGAACUGUGAGAUCGACGUGGAUGACUGCCAGUCCAACCCGUGUCUCAACGGAGGCACCUGCAUCGACAAGAUCGACUCAUUCAUCUGCCUCUGUCUGCCCAGCUACGCAGGAGACACCUGUGAGAAGGAUGUUGAGGGUUGUGAGCAUGGAUGGAGGAAGUUCCAUGGCCACUGCUACAGGUACUUCUCUCACAGACACACCUGGGAGGAUGCAGAGAAGGACUGCAGAGAGCAGAGCGCCCACCUCAGCAGUAUCACCUCAGUCACCGAGCAGGAGUUCAUCAAUGGGCUGGGCCAUGACAACGCCUGGAUCGGCCUGAAUGAUCGCACAGUGGAGGAGGACUUUCAGUGGACUGACACCAAUGACCUGGUGUAUGAGAACUGGAGGGAGAGCCAGCCUGAUAACUUCUUUGCGGGCGGAGAGGACUGUGUGGUGACCAUCGCCCAUGAGGAGGGCAAGUGGAACGACGUGCCCUGCAACUAUAACCUGCCCUACAUCUGCAAAAAAGGCACAGUGCUGUGUGGAACCCCGCCCGCUGUGGAGAAUGCCCAUCUGAUUGGCCGUCGGCGGUCCCAUUAUGACAUCCAUGCAGUGGUGCGUUACCAGUGUGCCGAAGGUUUUUACCAGCGCCACAUCCCCACCGCGCGUUGCCGGGCCGAUGGCACCUGGGACCGACCCAAGAUCAUCUGCACAAAGUCUCGGCGAUCCCACCGGUACCGCCGCAACCACCGCCACGGCCAGCGCCGGGAGCGUAGGAACCACAGGAGAUACGGAGGAGAGGCCCACAUGGAGAGGGGAGAGGACGCACAUAGCCAAUACUGAACCAAAUACUACACCUCCCACAAUGCUCUGCGCCUGACCGCUGACCUAUCCUGGGGCUGUAGGGGAUCAACCCCUCACAAUGGACAAUAGUUGACAUCUGAAAGUUCUCUUUUCCUGACCUAUUUCAGUCUGUCUCUUUGGAUUGAAAUCUCACUUGAGAUACUCUAUGUGUACAAAACUUUAACUUUCAUGCAAAUGACCGAUUGACAUUAGUUCAAAAAAAGUUCUGUGUUACACACCCAUAUCUCAUGUUUGGAUUUGUCCUUUUGUUGUUGAUUUUGUUUAACCCAUGUCCAUUACUUACAACAGUAAUAGUCUCUCUCUCGCUAACACGGUCGCUAAUACUGUAACUUAGAAACAGCAAAUCCUUGGCAUGUCUAUGAAUAACCUAUUCUCACUAUCGAAACAUAAAUACAGUGAUGUGUGUUCGUGCGUGUGUAUGUGUGUGAGAGAAAGUGUGUAUCCUAUGCGAGUGUGUUUUUAUAAGUUUGAAGCUUGUUCUACAUCUCAGAACAUCCUAAUGUUUGUGUCCUGUUAAAAAAGCACAGAUGUAAUUAAUAAGUUAGCUAGUUAGCUUUCAGUCCCAAUUAACCCAGAGCUUUUGUCUGUAUCCUGUACUUGUUAUGUUCCCUUAGGUCCCCUGAAUAGUAGGGCUGUUUUAUUAUUCAACUUAUGUGCCAUUUUUUAAUAUUUGCUAACUUUUCAUGUCACGUCACUAUUUAUUAUGGACUAGUUAAUAUAUGUUGAUUUUUUUUAUACAUAAUCCAACAAGGCAAUGUAAUACCUGUUUUCUUUUAUGUACCAUUCUCUUACAAUCAAAACGUGUUAACCAAAAAACAAGUUAACCCUUUGAUUGCCUGUACUGUACUGUAAAUACUGUGGUUUUUGUUUGUUUGUUAUUGACUGACACCUGAUUGAUACCUGACCCUUGUCCAGCCAUGUGUUUCCCAUCGGCAUCUCAACUAAUAUUCUUAAACAGCCCCAUCGAUCUAAAUGGAAUAAAAUAGGAUAGAUUAAAAUACUACGGACUGAGACAAAACAUUCCCAAGAUAUCUACUCGAUCGUCAAUAGACCCAGUCUUUGCACGGCUCCAAUAUGUGAUGGGUAGGAUGCCAUGAAUCUGGUCCUUGAUUGGUCGUCACCCAUUUUUUGGUGUUGUUAUGAUGUCCUGUCCAGCUGUUGUGUUCCAUUCUUAAUAAAGCUAAAAAACAAACAAAUGAA
Salvelinus fontinalis (brook trout) is the source of this 5671-nucleotide messenger RNA. Its product is annotated as neurocan core protein-like. The coding region runs from base 449 to 4450 and encodes 1333 amino acids. The transcript is spliced from 20 exons. The record is from RefSeq and is a predicted model, not a curated record. NCBI's taxonomy places the organism in Eukaryota, Metazoa, Chordata, Actinopteri, Salmoniformes, Salmonidae. Gene Ontology annotation, biological process: cell adhesion. Gene Ontology annotation, molecular function: hyaluronic acid binding; calcium ion binding.